Molecule: messenger RNA, 375 nt
Organism: Metarhizium brunneum ARSEF 3297
Lineage: Eukaryota; Fungi; Ascomycota; Sordariomycetes; Hypocreales; Clavicipitaceae
Source: RefSeq, a predicted model, not a curated record
AUGCCAGUGCUUCCUUCCCCCAAGACCGUUCCUUCCUUGGUAACCAUAUGCAUCAUCCCCAUCGCCUUGACUCCGCAGUUGAACGCCGGCAAACGAACGACUACUGUGGCCGAAGUUGGUGUCUCCUUUGGCUUCGACAUAUACGACAGCAUCACAACAUACCUCGAUGCCGUCAAAUGCCGCAGUGAGGAGCUCGCUUCUUCGCUGUUUCGCGUACGCACCCAGCAGGUGCCUCCGACAGCAGCCGUGGCAGAAUGCCUCAUCUCGUUCGAAGCGGAGCUUGAAGCUCUGGAGGAUUUAGUGGCAAAGCUGGCAGGCCGUGACGCGAUAGAGCCAAAGUGGGCAGAGAAGAUAGGGAGCAAGCCAAGAAGCUAA